Hibiscus syriacus is the source of this 1351-nucleotide messenger RNA. Its product is annotated as delta(14)-sterol reductase-like. Bases 90 to 1199 code for a protein of 369 amino acids. Gene Ontology annotation, cellular component: endoplasmic reticulum membrane. Gene Ontology annotation, molecular function: Delta14-sterol reductase activity. Gene Ontology annotation, biological process: sterol biosynthetic process. The transcript has 13 exons. The record is from RefSeq and is a predicted model, not a curated record. NCBI's taxonomy places the organism in Eukaryota, Viridiplantae, Streptophyta, Magnoliopsida, Malvales, Malvaceae.
AAGCGCAGCUUAGCAAGAGUAGAGAGAAAAAAACUUACAGCAGAGCUCAAAAGUUUUGUAAACCAGAUUCAACACUCAUCAACAGAAAAAUGGAUCUGGGUGUUCUUCUACAAGCCUUAAUUCCCUCUUGGAACUCUGUUCUUGUAUUGGUAAUAUUCUUUGCUUACUUAGCUGUUGCUGGAUCCAUAUUACCUGGAAAACUUGUUCCUGGAGUCACUUUACAAGAUGGGUCUCGUCUCCAUUACCGCUGCAAUGGAUUGCUAGCACUUCUUUUGUUAGUUGGACUUCUUGGGGUUGGGUCUAAGAUGAAUUUCGUAUCACCCACGGUAAUAUCAGACAGAGGACUUGAGCUGUUCUCAACAACUUUCAUAUUCAGUUUUCUUACAAUGGUAGUACUCUAUGCUGCUGGUUGCAGGUCAUGCAGUAAAGGUUCUUCAUUAGAGCCUCACAUCACCGGAAACCUGAUACAUGACUGGUGGUAUGGGAUACAGCUUAAUCCUCAGUUUAUGGGUAUUGAUCUCAAAUUCUUCUUUGUUAGAGCUGGAAUGAUGGGAUGGCUACUCAUCAACCUAUCGAUUCUUGCAAAAAGUGUUCAAGACGGCUCUUUGAGUCAAUCAAUGAUCCUCUACCAGUUAUUCUGUGCGAUAUACAUCCUUGAUUAUUUUGUUCACGAGGAGUACAUGACCUCCACCUGGGACAUAAUUGCUGAGAGGUUAGGAUUCAUGCUGGUGUUCGGUGAUCUCGUGUGGAUUCCUUUCACUUUUAGCAUCCAGGGUUGGUGGCUUUUGAAUCAGAAAGUGGAGCUGACAAUGGCUGCUGCAAUAGCAAAUUGUUUUGUUUUUCUAAUUGGGUAUCUUGUAUUUAGAGGAGCCAAUAAGCAAAAGCAUAUUUUCAAACAGAAUCCAAAAGCACUUAUAUGGGGUAAGCCUCCAAAGGUUAUAGGGGGAAAGCUGCUUGCUUCGGGAUAUUGGGGAAUUGCAAGGCACUCCAAUUACCUGGGGGAUUUGUUGCUGGCUUUGUCCUUCAGUUUACCUUGUGGAAUAAGUUCCCCGAUUCCGUACUUUUACCCGAUUUAUCUGUUCAUUCUAUUGGUAUGGAGGGAAAGGAGAGAUGAAGCCCGAUGCGCAGAGAAGUACAAAGACAUAUGGGCUGAAUAUCGUAGACUUGUUCCAUGGAGAAUAUUUCCAUAUCUGUACUAGUCACAAAUUGGUGCAAUAUUUGCCUUGCUGGAUUUAUCUUGUGUCAUGAAUGUAGCUUGAAUAUUGGAUUAGUUGCCAAACUAUGUUACAUGUCGAAUAUCAACUGGUUUGUUUGAUCUUUUAAGAAGUUUUUGCGUGCAUUUGGAGGGUCA